AUGUUGGACGUGAAGAAGAAAAGCAAACGCAUGAAGCUGGUCAGGUUUGAAACAUCGCCACCUAGCGUUCACGUUCAGAGCUCCUUCUGCUUCUACUGGUUCUUCUGCUCGCUCGGUGAGCCGGUGCAGCCGUGUUUAGCUCCUGUACAAUGGGAGGGUCGAUCUGUAGAAUAUGAUCACAGUACAGGCAGAAAUACAAGAGUAACACUUUCAUACGACGCACCGAACCAGCGCAUCAGAUUACUGGAGCAGAAAACCGGACACACACCCUGCAAAAAGUUCUUUGAGUACAUCUACUUGUACAAAAGUGGGGUGUAUUUUCAGAUUGAACAAGUCACCAAGACUUGUGCUAAGCUCAAUUUAACGGAGGCCUGGGAUCCGUAUGACAUCCCAAUGAACUCCACGUAUGAAGAUCAGUAUUUUAUUGGCGGCCCUGGAGACAUGAUCGAGGUUCAGGAGUGGUCUGACCGAAAACCGGCUCGCAAAGAUGAGACCUGGGUGGGUGUGUAUACUUUGAAGGACUGCUACCCUGUGCACGAGACCUACACCAAGAACAGCAGCGUGACCACCUCCACUCGCUUUUUUGACCUAAAGCUGGGUAUCAGUGACCCUGAAGUUUUCACCCCACCCAGCACCUGUCAGUUCGCUGUACCUGAACGGAUGGUCUCUGUCUGCUGAGCUUCUUAUUCCUGCAUAUUAAAUGUUUUGCAUAUAGCACACAUGGAGAGUAAACAUAUUAAACUUUGCUUUUUAAGAGGAAAAACACAACAACAUAUAUGCCUUAAACAUAAUUGCACAUGAAUGCACCAGAAACCAUGCACACAAACCCCAUUUUGCAUUUUGUAAAAUGCAGUAAAACU
Trichomycterus rosablanca is the source of this 860-nucleotide messenger RNA. RefSeq names its product ependymin related 1 (gene epdr1). The coding region runs from base 1 to 678 and encodes 225 amino acids. Gene Ontology annotation, cellular component: lysosome; extracellular region. The record is from RefSeq and is a predicted model, not a curated record. Gene Ontology annotation, biological process: cell-matrix adhesion. Lineage: Eukaryota; Metazoa; Chordata; Actinopteri; Siluriformes; Trichomycteridae. The transcript is spliced from 4 exons. Gene Ontology annotation, molecular function: calcium ion binding.